This is a messenger RNA of Nicotiana tabacum (common tobacco), 1056 nucleotides long. RefSeq lists its product as uncharacterized. Gene Ontology annotation, molecular function: DNA binding; transposase activity. Lineage: Eukaryota; Viridiplantae; Streptophyta; Magnoliopsida; Solanales; Solanaceae. The record is from RefSeq and is a predicted model, not a curated record. Gene Ontology annotation, biological process: DNA transposition.
AUGCAAGAAAAUGUGGACUUGGAUCUUAGUAUAAUUCAUCAUAGUGAAACUUACAUUGGCUCUAUAGUUGCUGGAACUGAUUGUGAUAGUUCUGAAGAAGAGGAAGGUGAUGAACUUGUAUCUAGUGAUUAUUACAGUGAGGAGUUGGAGAUGUUUAGAAACGAAAGGACUAAAGAAGUCAAUAAAAAAUUAGACAUGUACAAAGAGUUGGAAAAAGGCAUGACCGUUAAAGAUAUACCUGAAGCUAGAAGAAUUAUUGGAUUUUAUGCAGUUGCUAAUUCUAAGGGUCUAAAGGUAAAAAAGAGUGAUACAAAAAGACUUAGCUAUAAAUGUGAUACUGGAUGUCCUUUUAGGUGCUUUAUUUCUAAGGAUGGGCAAAGCCAAACUUUUAAUAUCAAGACUUUGAACCAAAAUCACGAUUGUGAUCCAGUUUAUCAAAAUCAUAGAGGUGAUUCCAAAACAUUAGCACAUUACUUUAAGAGAAAAAUUCAGAAUAAUCCUAAGUAUAAGAUCAAAGAUAUGAGGGGAGACUUGGAAGGAGAAUUCAAGCUCAAUGUUAGCAAGUCAAAAAUGAAAAGAGUUAAAAGGAUUGUAUUGGAGAAAUUGGAGGGGAGUUACCUGGAUGACUACAAUAGAUUAGAGGCAUACGCACAAGAAUUGAGAGAGAGCAAUGUUUGUUCUGAUGUGGUGGUAAAUAUAUCCAAGGAAGCCUUGGCAGAAGGGUUGGAUGGCACAUUUUUAAAAGGAAAAUGCAAGGGGCAAUUGUUGAUGGUUGUUGGACAAGAUUCUGGGAAUCAUUUCUAUCCAAUUACUUGGGCGGUGGUGGAUAAAGAAACCAAUAGGACAUGGAGUUGGUUUAUGGAGAUGAUGAAGAUUUUAUUGGACUUGAAGAACGGUGAAGGGGUGACCUUUAUCUCAGAUAUGCAAAAGGGGCUGCUGGAUGCUAUUUUUGUAGUGGUUCCUAAAGCAAAUCACAGAUUUUGUGCAAGACACAUUGAAGCUAACUGGGCAAAGAAACACAAGAGGGGUGGGGAGAUGAGGAAGAUGUUGUGGUAG